AUGACGUCAUGCGCUCGGACCGAGCCGUGACCUGCUGCUCUGGCUAUGCUAGGGGCUCGUGCCAACAGAUGUUCCGCAGAAAAUACAGUAAAUACGCAUUUUUGUCAAACGUGUUUUAUUAAACCUUUCAGGGGUUAGUGAUGUUUAGAAGGUAACGGAUAUGACAGCAGGGACUGUGAUAAACGACGACAAGGUUUUAUUAGCGCGUGUUUAUCAUUGAAGUUUACCUGAGCUAGCUUACGAGCUAACUGGAGCCUGUUUCUUUACUGUUAAAGUGAAACAGAAACCAGAGCUUUUAAGGUUUAAUGUUUGCACAGUCUGUCGUUGAUUAAACUCUAUCAGGGUUGGGCAUUUUUUACAUUAAUACUGCUGUUAUUGUUCGUUUUUGCGUGCAUUGAUUGUUACUUUACCAAUACUGUACUAAUAAGAUGUAACGAUGAUCCGUGAUUUAGAUAACUAUAAGAAAGUAGUAGGAGUCAAAUACUAAAGCCGUGAACAAUAUUAUGACCAUAUUAUACAUGAAUACUGAAGCAUAACAUUAUUAACCAAUCAGAAUAUAGAAUUAAGUGAAAACUGUGCAGCAAUGUGAUCAAAUUUAGUCGUGUUUUGACAUUUCUGUAACUCCUUGUAGGGGAGACUAGGGUAAGUUGAGCCGAAGGGUAAGUUGACUCACCCCCUAUUGCUUGGAAAUGGUAAAAGAAAUUGAUCAUGUGACCAAAUAUUUAGGAGAUGGGCAUCAAUUCAUGGAGCCUGUGAAGGUUUGAAGCAUAUGGGUGAAGGGGUUAGACAUUUAUUUACAAACAAAAACAUUUUUCACUCUUGCAAGUAAAUUUAGUCUGUCAUAAGCUUUAUCAGAAUUGUGUUCAGACCAAAAAAGAUCAUUUUAAAUUUGUUUUAUACAUCAAUUGUGGUAUCUAUGAGCUACAACACGAGGUCAAAAUCUAACAUAAAAUUCCACCAUUUUAGCUUAGAGGACUAAUAAAGUUAUAAUAGUAGUUCUGGCUCAACUGAGAAAGUAAAGAAGUCUGAUGAGAGGAUCAGAGUUUCAGUUCAGAUUGUUAAAAUGUUUUACUUUUUCUUUUCAAAAAUACAGCUGUGAAUGUUCUGAAUCACUUAAAUACAUUCUCAUGUUAAAAUGACUUUUUACAAAACAGCUUUUUUAGCAGUUAUUUGCAAUAAUAAUAAAAAAAAAUAUUGUACCAAAUGAAUAGUGAAUAAUAGAUAAAAAUACAGAUGAAUGUGAAUAAGUGACUGUUAUUUAGGGAGAGAGAUGGUGAGGGAGGGCUGAGGUAGAGAGUUAGAGGGGUUAGUAGGGAUAUGGCUCAACUUACCCCGCUCCUAUGGUCAACUUACCUCAUACACAGGGUAAAUUGACCAUAGGAGACCACUUUUUUUGGCAUGCUAUAUUAUCAAGACAGUUUUGUUUACACUCAUUCUGUUGGUUUGCAGGGAUGCACAACAUCUUGAAAUAUAUGCAGAUACACUAGUUAGAGAAAAUACUAAGGCUGUGUCCGAAAUGAAUCACUAAAUCCCUAACCCCUAACCCCCAUAUGGGGUUUCACUACAUAGCUGACUAUGUAGUGAACUCAAUCACCGGAGGUUUCGGACACUACAUGGCAUGACGCAAUGCGUGACGGGAUAGUCACUACAUUUUACAAUGCUUUAUGGGAAAUUUUGAGUCGCCUAUAUUGGGCACUGGAAUUGAUUACUGAGGGUUUGGACACCCCUCAAAAUGGCGCUAACCCCCAUGUAGUCACCUAUAUAGGGGUUAGGGAUCCAUUUCGGACACAAACUAUGAUUGACUUGAUGUAGUGAUCCAUAAUCUGAAAAAUGGCUCAUUUUACCCCACUCUCCCCUACAUCAAACAAAGUUUUACAGCCUUAGUCACUCAUCUUGCAUCAUUUUGGGUUGUACCUCUAUAUUCAGAGAUCCGUCUCGUUGCAGAAGUUGGACCCUCCUCAUCAUGGACCCCUGAAAUCUUCAGUCACAGGGGGACUCAUCAGGUCGCUUUGACUCGGUGGCUUGCUGUGGACCAGAGGUCAGCGUUCAGUCGACGGCCUAUCUGACCUCCCGAGCAGAGGGAGCGAGCAGAUGGGGAACUGUUGCUGUCAAGCUGAGAGUCCCUGUGGCAGCGCGGAGGAGAGAAGUGUUUUGCUGAAAAAUGACUCAAAGACCACAGUGACCUCAGGCGAAACCACGGUGGGGGGAACUUGUGGUCCAGGAGGUGAUGAUGACAUAAGGUAAGUGACACAACAAUGAACUGUUGAGACUGUUAAACUGUUGGAUAACUGAGAAUGGUUGGUUUGUAGUAGUAAUAGUAUGAGCAGAAAUAAAAUCUGGUAGUAGGAAGGUGCUCAGACAUCAAAACUUUUAAUCCUCUGUGUUAAAUGUUACCUGUCAUCCAGCAUCUUGUCAGUCAGGGGAUUUUCGAUUAUGGCAUUUCUUACCCUCUCUUCUGUGUUUUGUCACCCAGGAAACCACUCAGUGAGGACAAACUGAAGGUGGAGAUAAAGGCCGAGGCUGUGCUGGUGAAGCAGAGUGCUGAGGUUGCAGAAAAGGAGCUCAAUAACGCUCAGGAGAACGGGCCCUUGCAGAAGGAAGCAACACAAACAACAGCGUCCUCUCCCGGGAGAGGAUCUGAACUCCAUGAAAACUCCUCCAGAGCACAAGAUGAAGAUGAGGACAAGAAGGAGUGCCAUCCUGCAGAAGUUGAACACCCUAAACCUCUGCAAUGCACUUUACACUCCCCUCAAAAAGAACUCACCACAGCCGAUUGGGAUGUUCCUCCAGCUACAAACACAGCAGAAGAAAAAGUGGCCUCACCACAGGACAAAGUCCCUGAUAGCAGAGUGGUAACAGCUAAUGCAGCCUGUCCUGAAAACCACCCUGAGGUAAACACAACCGAGCACAUGAAACUGGACACUCCUCCUGAUAAUGAUGAAGAAACAAGCUCCAAGGUCACUAUUGAUGAAGCUGCAGCCGAGCCAUCGGGGGAGAGUUCUCAAAACAGUCAAGUGUUGUCCGUGCCAAACUCUCAGCAGCUCUGCGCUGCCGCAGACAUUCAGGUGUCGCCCGUCUCUGCGGUCGGUCAGGAGGUCGACGGAGAGGCACAGAAGGAGUCUCCGAACCGGUGAGUCAAAGUCAGGAGUUUGGGUUAGAAACAUGGAGGAAUGAAACCAUCAUGAUUUAAACUUUCUUUCAAAAUAGAAAAUACUGGUCUUCUCCCUGGUGCUCUCAUUUGCGUCAUAGUCUGUUUCAUAACUAGAUAAAAACUCCUCACAGGAGCUUCAAAUAAAUAACUGUAUCCAGUAGGGGUGGGAAUCUUUUACUGUCUCACGAUUCAAUUCGAUUCUGAUUUUUGGAGCCACAAUUCGAUUUGAAAUAAAUUUUCAAUCUCGGAUCUCCUUUUCCUUCAUCCCUCUUUGUUUUGUUGCCUUCUGUGCAUGCGUGCUCUCCAGAACCGGCUGCGUGAUGAUGUCAGGACGUCCAGCGUAGUUCCAAAAUGGAGGCGGACAGGCAGUGGAGAUUUAAUCUUUUAAAAUCGAUUUUGGGACAUUUAAAAUAGAUUCUGAAUCGUAGAAAAUUAGAAUCGUGAUUCUUGUGUGAAUCGAUUUUUUGGCCCACCCCUAGUAUCCAAGAACAUUUUAAAAUAGAAAAUAAUCAUUUCUACUUGAGACCACCGCCUGCUCAGUUCUGAAGCUUUAUCUUCAAAAUGAAAACAUAGAAACACUGGACUUCUUAUUUUAAACAUCCAGCAGAGGAUCUAUCAUGGUGAGAGGGCCCUCUGCUGGAAAAGAUAAGUCAUAACACCUCUUUUUUAUUGUACUCUGCAUGAAAUCCUCUGUUAUGUAAGUUUUCAUAGGAAAACAUUGAUACCUGAGAUUGUUAAAGUUUAGCUGAGAAGUGGAAAAAUGUCGCUCAGGCUUUACACAGAUGACGACAGAAAACCAGGACAGUUUGCUCUGACUCAGAAAAAUGUCAUUUCCUCAUUAUAUGCUCUUAUUCCUCCUCUCUCAUGAGUCAACAAAAGAUUAAGUUCCUAAUUCAUAAUUAUUUAGCCGUAGACAUUGGAUAAAAAAACAGUCUGUAUUAUUGGUCGUCUGGCUGGUCCUGUAAACACAUCAACAGUGUUUUAUAUCUGUAGUUGUAUUAGGCUGUCAUGUUAGAUCAGUCUUCAGGCAGCUUCAUGUCAUUGAUGAUUUGAUUUCUAAAGAGGUAACUUGAUUUGUCGAGUAUCGAGUAGACUCAGGAAAUGACCAGUCAUGCUGUGCGUAGUUUCUUUACGUUCAACAACUCGGCAGUUUCACAAACUUCCUCCUCAUUACAUAAAGCUGCCUCUGUCAAAUCUGUGUUAUACAUCAGCAGACCGAACCUCCGCUCUGUGUAAAUAAAUAUCAAUCAGAUAUGUUUAAUUUCAGCGUUAUCUCAGAGAGCUCUCCUGCGUGCACGGAGGCCGAUGCUCAAGUCACAAAGAGUCACGAUGCCUCUGAGUCUUCUUCUGGACCACAUCCGGCCGGACUCGACCACAGCGGACAGGAACAAGAUUCAGCCAACUCUGUGAGGGAGUCAGAGACCACAGCUCUGACAGAAUCCAGCGAGAGGUCAGUGAGUUCAGUGUUUGUGACUCCAAAACAAGACGCUUGUUUACAUAAACUUUGUUCCAGUUUCUAUGAAAGCUCUCAGUAACCACUAGAGGGCACAGAGACUCCAGAGUUUGUUAUUGUAGCUGUAUUUGUUUCCUGAUAUAUUGUUAUUUUAGUGACAAAUUUAAAAAGAGCUUCACCACGAGGGUUGAGGACAUGAGUGAUAAUGUUUGUAUCACACACAGUGGAUCAGGAAAAGCAACAACGGUCUCUCUUUCUCUCUCUGUAGUUCAAAGCCUGAUCAAGAUGCAAACCCAGAUCUGGACUCAAAAGAAGUCGCAGCCUUGGAGAGCGUACAGCAGGAUAUCGAUGAGGAAGUGAAUCUGAAAGAACAGGGAAAAGAUGAAGACGUUCCUGGAGUGAAGGAGGAAAAAGAGAUGAAGGAAGAGGCUGAAACCGCGGCUGUGAAAGAUACUGAAGUCGAGGAAGUCACUGAUAAGGAGGAGCAGCUGACAGAGGGCACGUCUGCUGAUGUGAAGGCAGAUGAGACGAUGAGGCCGGAGAAGGAGGAGUCUCCUGGAGACAGCCUGGGGAACAGGUUUGUGGUGAUUUAAGCCUCUUUUUAAGGGUCAACAUCAGACAUCAGGGGGGUAAAACUGAGAGACACAAAUUACAGAACAGUACUGUUAUAAUUUUGUAUUCUUUUAGCUUCACUCCACUGGCUGACGAAAUCCCUCUCUGAGCUUCUACACUUUUAUACUCCUUCCCCGCUCUCUCGGGUCAGCUGCUCCUGACAGAGCCUAAAACAGAGGUUCUCAAGUCCAGUCCUCGAGGCCCACUGUUCUGCAUGUAUUUGAUCUUUCCCUGCUUCGACACACCUGACUCUAACGAUCAGCUCGUUAUCAAGCUCUGUAAUGGCUUAAUAACGAGCUCAUCAUUUGAAUCAGGUGUGUUGGAGCAGGGAAACAUCAGGCAGGCCUCCUCUUUGCCUGUUUUUAAAUCACAUCCCACCUCUUCUCCUUGACUUUUAACACCCAAUAGGAGGUUGACUUCAUUCAUUUUAUUUUAUUGAUUUAAUUAAUUGUGUUUGUUUUUAAUUUGGUUUUACUGUGUUUUAUCUCAUUUUACCUUAUCUAUUGUGCUUCCGCUGUGUUAUUUAUUGUAUUUUUAUCUUGCUGUGCAGCACUUUGGAAACCUUGUGUUUGCUUAUAUCGUGCUGUAUAGAAAAUGGAUUGGAUUGGAUUGGAAAUGCAAAAAAAUAAUAUUAUAGAUUGGCCAUCGACUAAUCUGCUCUCUCACAGUCUGUAUCGGCCAUUGAAUGACCGAUAUCAGUGAACUCUCUCAUAUCUGAGGGCCUAGCUUUGACUGCAGCAGAUUCACAGUACUUCACACAAGAUAUCAAAAGAAAACGACAUUGAAAGAAAACAUUUAGAAAUCAUUAAAAUUCUGACAAAUUCCUGAUUUAUUCUGUCUGAAAACUAAACCUCAGAAACGUCUGCUUCACCACCUUCAGCCAUGGUUGUUGUUAUUCUGCUCUGUGUGGGCUACAGCUGGGAGUCCGUCACUUGUGCUUUUGUCAUCAACUUGCAUUUAUCGUAUUUAUCAUGAGAUAGCAAAUAUUUAUCAUGGAGGAUUUUUCUGACGAUAUAUCGUGAAUGAUAAUUUAUCGCCCAUCCCUAGAAUCAAUCCAGAUUUACUGUGAGCGCACUGAAAUAAAAGAAGCUGAAUGAGCCACAGGAUCAGUCUUAGACAGGAGCUGAUCAUCAUAUUUGACAAACUCAGAGUACAGAGUUGGAAAAACAGGAAGAAGGUGAAUGUUUGUAUCCCAGACUUAAGCUGCGUUUGUAGAAUAAAAGAAGAACUCCCAGAGAGAUAAUGCACUCAUGUAAAAUCACAUCAUGCGUGCAGACAGACAGAGCUCUCUAUAAUCACUCAUAUUUCCCUUUAAACUAAUUUGAUGUCCUGAGUUUUUUCCUCUCUCUCGGUCUGUCUGAUAGUUUUUCUCGUGAUCUUUCAGCUGCAGCCCUGAUGGUGUAUUCAAUAUUCAGUUCUAUAUGAAGUCAAUAUUAUAGUAUCUAACAAACGUCACUGUAGCAGCUCACAGGGACUAUUUUCAUCUGAGGAUUAACACCAGUUUUGUGCACUAGUGAGUAUUUUAAGCAGCAGGAAGGUGUGAGAUUAACUUAAAAUAAACAUAAGUGUUCGUGCUGAUUUAAGUGAACAUGUCACUCCACUCCACCGCGGCGUUCACAGGAAACUGUGGCCCACAGACUUUGACUACACUCUAAAUACAAAUCAGGUAUUAAUAUUCAUCCUGGUGCUUUAUUCUCUUUCUCCUUUCAGUGAUGAAGACCUGUACAGAGGAGCCGAAGAGCUGCCGGCGUCACAGAAAAAUAAACCGUCAGAAACGACAUGUGAGCACAUCCAAAUCACACAACGCUGUCAUUAAAUCAACCGCAGCUCCAACAGCAGGACUUUUGUUCUUCAAAAGGACAAUAGACCUUUUGUUUUGUCAUCAUUUCCUCUUUCUCUCCUGUGUUUUCUUUUUUUUUUGUCACCCAGUUUUAAAGUUAGAGGACAGAUGCAGUCUGGCUCCGGCUGUGGAUAUCCUGUCAUACAGUGAGCGAGAGUGGAAAGGAAACACUGCCAAAAGUGCUCUCAUUAGAAAGGUCGGUGUUAGAAGCUGGUGUGUGUGUUUUAGAUGAAAGUUUCUCUGUGUUUGUGAUGCUCAGACAAACUUCCUCUACUGCAGGGUUAUAAAGAGAUGUCCCAGAGGUUUGGCAGCUUAAGGAGGGUGAGGGGAGACAACUACUGCGCCCUCCGAGCCACGCUUUUCCAGGUGCUCUCACAUAGUACGCAGCUGCCCGAGUGGCUGCAAGAGGAGGACAUUACCACGGUAAAAAUGAGAACAGCCCAUCAAAGUCCCAAUAAAUAUGUCACAAACUAAGCAAACCCUACAUAAAGAUGUAACUUCUGCACAUAUGAAGGGCUGAACUUUGCUUUUUAGCAUUAUUCAUUCCCAAAUCUUCCACUUAAAGUUUGAAACAUGUUAAUUUGAAAACAAAAGAAGGGUUAUUUUGAGGUGUUUUACCUGCUAACAGGACAGUUUAUACUCUGAGAUCAUAUCUGCUGUGGCUUCUGAGCUAACGAAAGCUUAAUGACUUUUUAAUGUUUCUACUUAAAUGCUCUCAUGAGGAGUUUUUACCUCAUUAUAAAACUGUGAUGUUAUCACUGAAGCCUCAUUAUGACCAAUGGAAAGCAACCAGACGAGUAUUUCUUGGUAGUUGUAGGUCGGUGUCACCCUUGUCCAUGAACAGUCGCUGUAGAAACAAACUUUUAUUUUCCCCACUGCAUAUGAUUAUUAUAUUCGACACAUUUGUAUGAAAGAGGAUUAGGGCCACAAGAAGAGAAAAAAAUAAUUACAGAAAGGAGAUUUUUUUUAAUUUCAAUAUCGAGAUUAAAGACGAAAUUUCGAGAUUGAAGUCGAAAUUCAAAAUAGUGGAAAUUUCGACUUUAUAAAUGUUGACUUUAAUCUUGAAAUUUUGACUUUAAUCCCCUUCCUGUAAUUAUUUUUUUCACUUCUUGCGACCCUAAUCCUCUUUCGGACAUUUGGUAUCGCAAAGAAGUUUUUUGGUUUUUUUUUGUCAAUAAACUGUUUAAAAGCUCAGCAGAGAAAUAAGACCUGUUGCUUUCUUCACAGGGGGGCCUCAUACCAGAGAAAGACCAGUGAAUCAGUCAUAAUCAGACCCACUGUCCCUUUGACACAAUCAGACAUUUGACAUUUAUCUUGUAUUUUUUAUCUUUCUUACUAAUUUCAGAUUGCAGAACUAUCAAAAAUUUCAAAAAUAGAGAUAUUUUACAGAGUCAGAAAUGAUCAGUCUCCAUUUAUCUAAAGCUGCUGUGAGGAACUUUUGGUUUACACCAAUUCUGGCGCCCCCUUUUGGGCAAAGAGAUACUUUCUAUCUCUGUUUUGUGCAUGUGAAAGUAGUUUUUUUGUUGUUGUUUUCAUUUUUCUCAGACAUAAACCUAAUUUUAUUGUCUUUUAACAGAAUGAUCUUAAACACCCUUUCAAACGGUUUUUGGACCUUAAACAGAAUAAUUUUGUCUCUGCACAUCAUAUCUAUGAGGACUGGGACGAUAUGCUUUUCUCUCGAUUUGAUUCCUCUACGAUUUUUUUUGGAUGCCGAUUCGAUAUAAAUUGCGAUUCUACGACUUUCUCGAUCUUUAGUCUGCGUUUUUAACUCCAAUGAAACAGUUGAAUGUUUAUGAUUUCCCCAAAAAAUUACACAUCACAUGUGAGUCAGUUUUUAAGAUUUAUUCUUAAACUUGAAAAAAAAGGUUUUUGAACAUAAAUCGAUUUAAAAAUUGUAAAACCAAAAAUCCCAGUACUUAUGUGAAUCGAUUUUUUUCUCCCACCCCUCAUCUCUAUCCCAUGAAAUUAUAUCACAUCAAACCAUAUCUAUUAAAAUCUAUUGUUUUGUAUCAUCGCAUAUCAGAUUGUUUUCCACUGUAGUGUUGGUAGUGGUUAAUUUUUUUGGUGGUUAUAACUUUACGAAAUCAAAAAUCUGUAUCUUUUCCACUUUUUCAAGAUUUUUGUGCUUCUGUCUCUUUCAGCACUGCUGCGAUGACAGUUCAUCAUUUAACGUCUGUUUGUUUACAGCUGCCAAAACAACUGGAGGCUCAGGAGGGUCUGAUAAGUCAGUGGACAUUUCCUGGAGAGUGUGUGCAGGGAGACGGGACAGGAGAUGCCAUCGCUCAGCUGGAAGGAUACGUGGAGCUCCUCAGAAAUAAGGUACUGACUCAGAUCUGCUCCGAAACAUUUAGUCACUUCAGCUGCACAGAACCAGGGAACCACAGCCGAGCUAUUUUUAUGCCGUUCAUGGACACUGAGGGUAUUGAUACUCACCCUCAGAGCUCUUACAUGUGAUUGCUUCCAUAUGUUAAAGGGAGGUAGUCAUGGCUUUUUCUUUUCCUUUUUUCUGGAGUCAUUAACACACAGACUUGUAAUGCUGGAGGGGAAUACUGUUACAACCGCACCGCCUCUCCUCUGAAACACUGUGAGGCUACAGGCGGGGUUUACAGUCCGUCACUGCCACUAGCAGCUUCUGAGGAACUCUGGUGUUUACUGCACGUGUGUUUUCAAAGAGCCAGGUCUCUGUCGCUUUAAGAGAGGUGCCUGACAUUAUGGAAAACAUACCGUUACACCCACAAUAGGCUGCUCUGUGUUAUUCCCAGCUGUCCGAAAAUAUGACUUUCUAGGUAGAGUUAUUUAGAGUGGCGUGCAGGAAAUGGGAAUAAACGGGGAAUACAUCCAACAAUAGCCCCGCAGACAGGAGGUUACACAGUUGAAAUGUAUUAUUCGAGUUAUUUUAGUCUGGAGUUGAUGUAGUUGGGAGGGAAAUAUGCCAAGUUUGCAUUUUAAAUCAGACACCGAAUCAACACCAUGUGCUCUUUUUCUGAAGUUCAGCUCAACAACAUCAAAAGAAAUGUGUCAUCUAUGUAAAUACUAAUGCGUCUUGAUGCAUCCCAGCAAAAAGUCAACAGGAAAAUAUCCCGUUAACUCCAGACAGUGUGGUUGGUUCGGUGUCAGUAUUGUCCUGACAGUGCUGCAGAGUUUUGCAUGCGUACUUGAAGUAUUCUGCAAAACAUUCCUGCUGUUUUGAGUCAUACUCUGUAUCAGGGCGCUUCGGCCUUGUUGCAGUGGUGAAGCAGGUAUUCAUGCUGUAAAUAUUAACCCAUUAGGACCUGAACCCUGUCAGAGACACGCCUCUGAAAUCCUGAGGACAAUCUGGGGUCCCCAGAUCCAGAGGUUUACUGAAGUGUUGAGGUUUACAAAAAAGCAGAUAUCUCAGCCUCUGUAGCAGAUAGAAACAAAAUUCAACAAGUAUUUAAGAGCUUAUACAUGUGGCUUUCAAGAAAACUAUCUUUUAUUUUUCCCAGUCUUCAUCACAUUUUUGAAAACCUUGAACAAACAAACUCAAAUGAAAUAAAGCUGCUGUAUAAAUAAAAGUAAAGAGUCUGCACUGGAGAAUAACAAACUAUUUGUUUUCAGUAAAACAAGUGGCAGUCAUCAUAAAGUGUCCGUUAAAUACAAAUAUAAAGAUAAAAAAUAAAGUGUAAAAAGGGUCUGGAGCUGCCCUAGUAUAGUGCCAGAACAAAAGCAGCACUAAAAAUUACAAUAAAUACGUGGCUGACAGUGUGUUCAUCUCUGAUCUCACCCAAAGUCAUGUAACACUCACAGAAAUCGGCGAUAGUGUGAACCAAAGACCUCAAUAUGAAGAAGUUUUUCACACUGCUGGAUGCUUCUCCACCGAAGCUGCUCUCUGCCUCCGUCAGUGUUUACUUUCCUCUCGAAGCACGUAGCAAGAUCCCAGCAUGAAUCCGGUCACUUUUUCAGAGGCAGACGGGUAUGAUGAUCUGAUUCACCACGACUCAAGAAAUGAUUGAAAAACUACACAAUGUUACAAAAUGACGUAUCUGCGCUCCCGACUUAAAGGGUAGAAAUAAUCAGCGGCGCCGCCAGCUCGAAUACACGCUUCUCCCAGCUUUAAGGGUUGAAACACCUACAUGCACCCGGCUUUCUGAGUAGAAAUGCACAGCCGCGCCCCCGGCUUGGAAGGUUGAAAUGCGUACAUGCGUCCAGAUUUAAAUGGGUUAAAGAUGCAGGAGAGGAACGGCUGUGAACAAUCACAUAUUUCAGCUGUUGAAACACAAGAAUAAACAGGCACAGAUUCAUCCUGUUAUACUUUGAUGUUCGCUGUAGAAUAAUAGUCGGCCACGGAUGCACUUAACAUUCCUGUCAAGAGGAAAUCACAAUCAUAAAUUACAAAGAGUGUAUACAAAGUUCACUGAGAUCAUAAAAAUAUAACUUGAAAGUAAGUUGCAGCCAGUCGAGUGCGUGAAUGGAGGCUAUUUCAGGGCUGUGCUGCAGGAUAAAACUUCCCCUCGGUUCGUUUUAAGUCUCAGGAUGACCUGGUGGCCAACAUGCCCUCAGAGUCUUACAUGUUUCAUAUGACACAAGCAUGUCAGAGAUGUGUUUGAGUGCUGAGCCACAGAGAGAGACUACACAUGAGCAGAGGAAUCAAUUCUCGGAGUCAGGGGUGGCCUGUGCGAGGGUUUAAAGACCCGCUCCAAAGAAAAUCAUGUUUUUCUUGUUUUUUAUAAGUUCAUAUGGCAUUUUUCUGAUGUUACAGGACAUACCAUGAGAAAACUAAAUUCAAAAUUUCUUUUCUGAGUAUUUCUUCAUUCAAAUCGCCGAGAAUCUCUGGCAGACCCAAACGGCAGGUCAAGAAAGUGGGAGAUUUCCUAUGUAAUCAAUCUAAGCUCCGCCCCUGGAGCCCCACUCUGCAUAUAGAGGAGAAAUAAAGAGGACGAUUGCGGCGCAAGCGUAUGCGUUGAGGAUUGCAGUGCUCGUAAGAAAGCUAACUAUGAUAUUAGCUUUCAUUGUGUCCCUAAAGACAUUUGAGCUGAAUAGCUCCUAUGUUAGUGUGCAGAAAAGCGUUGUCUCUGUGUAGAUUGCUAAUUAUCUACUGGAGCUCUGCAGAAGAAAAGAUGUUGAAAAUGACACAGAUCACGCCAUUUUGGCUAAAAACUUCAUAAACGUUAUUUAAAGACCACUGAGAAGACUUUAAGUAGUAUAAAAAAACAAUUGAUGUGGGACUUUAAGAACUGGAGUUAUAUAUUUAACAUUGAUUUUAUUUUGUUUUCUUCUAAUUUGAUUUUUUAAGGAUUUUUUACUCUUCUUCCAUCUUUCUUCUUUUCCUCUUUUCUCCUUACCUAUCGAUGUUAUUCUCUACCUCUUCCCUUGUGAAGCACUUGAGGCUGUGUGCUUGUUUGCAUGAAAGGUGCUGUAUAAAUAAAGUUGAGUCAUGUUUCUUUGGUUUUGUUUGGACUCUGGCAGCGAUAGGAUUUCUUCUUCUCCUCAGGCAUCCACUUGGAGUCAUGAAAGAGCGAUUAAAACUAGCUGCUAAAAGGAUUUUUAGAGCCUUUCAGAGAAGAAUUUGUCCUCCGCUAAACAAUCCCAGCCCAACUUUUAUGAGAGUUAAAGUUUAGGAGGACCAGGACGAAUCAAUUUCUCGUUUGGCGCAGAUUGAUUUAAGGGUGGACUGAUUAGAUUUCAUUAUCUAGCAUUCGAUUCUGAUUUACCUCCAAGAGAAAGCAGCUGUUUGCAUCGUGCAUUUCCACAUUAAGUCGAGUGGAUUUCUGGUUCUGCAGGUUUGGUCAGGUAAAAGCUGAGAUUUGAUUAUUUUAAGCAAACCAGCCAAACCGACGUUUUACGCCGUGACAUGUUCAGGCAAAGUCCAAAUCCUGCAUCAGCACCCUGCAAACAUCACCACAGGAUCCUCGUGUCAUGUGUGUUUAAAAACGGACUAAUAAAAAAACAGCACAGUCAGAGAGAGUGUGUGUACUUUCCUCAAAAACAAACAUCUGCAGUUAAUCAAUUACAAGAGAGCCCUCUGGGUAAAUAUCUGCAGCCAGACAAAGUUAUUAAUAGACCGUUUCAGCUGAACAUCCAUGCAGCCUUGUGGUUUUCCUCCUGUACCCCCUUCAGGAAAGAUGGGAUGAGGGUACAAACUCCUCAUUCAGCGAUCAGUCGGUUUUCAUUAUUUGAUUAAAUAAGUGUCUGAGACUUCUUUCAAGGACCUGACACUAAUAAAGAGAAUCUGCGUCAGAAAACUUAUUUGAUUAGUCUUUUAUGACUCGGUUGUUUCCAGUGGCGUGCGGCGGUGGACUGUUCCUCUGCGUCAGAGCGGCAGCAGCUCUGCGAGCGCGUGUUUCAGGGAGGAGAAGAGGAGCUGGGGCUGCUGGAGGCGCUCAAGCUGCUGAUGCUGAGCCGGGCGGUGGAGCUGCACGGCUGCAUGCAGGCCGGCGGAGACGUGCCGCUCUUCUGCUGGCUGCUGUUCGCCAGAGACUCCUCCGACUGCCCGCGCUCUUUCCUCUCCAACCACCUCAGCCACGUAGGCCUCAGCGCCGGCCUUGAGCAGGUGAGAGAAACCCCGUCGUCUGCAGACUUACCCCUUUCUUGACUCUACACAGCUGUCAUUUGGACUAAUGUGAACUUCUUUAUGUUUAACAACACUGCCAAGAAACUAUGUGCUUUGGUUUUCUCUCCCUCUGAAUCAGCUGUAAAUUUCUGCAAGCUAAACUGAUGUCACUCGGGAGUAAAAACAAAAAUCAGCAGCUAACGCGGGGUGUCAGCGUUUGGGUGUGUAGCGUUCCCUUUGGUAAAACCUGAGCAGUAAAACAAGCCCGUGCUUGUGCAGUUUCUUGUUUUUGUGCUGUAAUUUCUCUUUAUAAGCCCGAGGCGUGAGGAGGUUGGAGGAGGGAAAAGCUGCAGACUGAUUUAAUUGUUAUUUUCAGUCUUUUAAUAAAAGCUUUACUGGGGCUGAAUCCCCAUAAAAACACCCCACCCGUUAAUAUCAUGUGCCUGAGCAGCUGAUUAAACACCAGGCGGUGUAAAAAGUGUCCUCUAUAAUCUGCGCUCUUCUCUAACUGUGCUAUUACCCCCCUGCUUCUGCUCCUCGGCGCAGGUGGAGAUGUUCCUGCUGGGCUACGCCUUGCAGUGCACCAUUCAAGUUUACAGACUGUACAAGGCCGACACAGAGGAGUUUGUCACCUACUACCCAGACGACCAUAAAGACGACUGGCCGUCCAUGUGCCUCGUCACCGAGGACGACCGUCACUACAACGUGCCAGUUGUAGAAGUCUCGGAACUUCACGAGGACGCCGACUCGAGCUGAUGCCACAGCAGAGAAAUCUCCUGCCAUACACACAAAAAAAACUCUCCUCAGGUCCUUCAAGAUGAUAGAUUUACAACAAUUUCAAGGAGUGAUGUGACAGUUUUGGGGAUCAUGCUCUUCCUAACAGAUGAGAUGAUUGACACCACUGAUGCCUGUAUGUUAGGAGAGAAGACACGGCUAGCAGCUGGUUAGCAUGGCAUAGCAGAGAGGCUGCAAACACAUUGGGGUCUUCUUUACCCUUUAACGACAGCUUCUUAAUCGUUUUGAUGGUAUACUGACCUGUUGAAAGGAAAAAGGUGCUUUUUAAAAAUCCGCACUAUGCCCUUAAAGCCUUAUUCAACACUUUGCAACCACUGUGAGCAGAUUGUUUUCAUGGGAGGAGUGUGUGACGUCCUUAAAAGAGAAUUCGUCAGUCGCUGUUUUAGCUCGGUGCUCUCUGUGCAGAUUUUCUGGCUGUGGGUGGGUAUUGUGUUCCUUAUCGAGCUGGUUAUAAGUGAUGCGAUUAGGCCCAAAAUGACAUGUUGUUUACCGUAUUUUUCGCAAUAUAAGGCGCACUUAAAAAUCCUCAGUGCACCUUAUAAUCAGGUGCGCCUUAUGUAUGAAUUCUGGUUAUGUGGUACACAGCGCUCAAAAUCUAUCAAAAUGUUUUAUUACGACUUCAGUAAGCUACAAAGCUGCACAGCCUGAUGGCUUGUCGGAGCACUUUGUUUGGCUUAAUGCGCUUUAAAAUCCGGUGCGCCUUAUGUUUGAGAAUAGACGCGUUCAUUGAUGGUGCGCCUCAUAAUCAGGUGCGCCUUAUUGUGCGAAAAAUGGUAUUGUAUUUUAGAGGUAUUUUGUCCCAUUUGGCUCACCGUAGUCAAGCCACUGCAGCUUCUUUCUGCUUCCUUCUGCUGCCGUGAUGGAAAGUUAUAUUUGUGCUUUUGAAUAGCACUUAAAGGGAUAUUCCGGCGUAAAUUUGAUUUAGGGUCUAACACACCACAACAUCAAGUUAGACACCCUGUCGAGAGAUGAAUGUUGUCAACUGCUUGCUUCUGUAGUUAUACCAACUUUAGUAACAACCGCACGCUAGCAAUACACAGCGGUCUGAGGAGCCACACACAAAAGUUACUAAAUUUGGUAUAACUAGAGAAGCGCUCUGCAACAUUUAUCUUUCGAGGGGGUGUCUAACUCGGUGUUACGGUGUGUUUGACCCUAAAUCAGUUUUACGCCGUAAUAUCCCUUUAAUCAACUCAAAAGUAACAUCUAAAUGAUAGUAAAAUGAAAAAAAGAUCUAAGCUGUGAUUAUUUAAGAUUAACCAUUAAAAUUAAGAAAUUAGCAGUGAUUGAAACUCAGCUCUGGUCCAUUUCUAAGCUUCAGCUCGUGCUUGCAGGCGAAUUUGACUCCCUAACAAUGGAGGAAAACCAGCUGGUUCCUCCUGUUUCCAGUCUUGAAGUUAUGCUAUGCUAACAUACAGUCGGUUGUGGCCUCGGAUCUUUUAAGUUGAAGGUGGUGUCGAUCUUUUUCGUCCUGAGAAGUUCAAAAAAAAGUUCCCAGAUGUCGAUCUGUUCCUGAUAAAAAUAUGCUGAUUUGAGACCCUGUACAAGACGUGGUUUACACACUUUUGUACACACUGUACUGUAUACAGAGUUUUCUAUUUGCGUGUGUGUACAUAUCUGUGUAUCUGAUAUUGUGAGAUCAUCUCAGUUCGGCCCAAACUAGUUUUCAGGAUGUCUGUUUGACAACCUUUUGUGUUUUGCGUUUCUCUCUAAAAAGAAGUUGCUGCCAACGGCGCCAAAAUGAUACAAUGUUCGGUGUUUACACUGGAAUUUGGGCACUUUGAUUUCAGUAUUAAUUUAUUGUUUUUGUUGUGUGUUCAAAAAUGCAUUUUAAAUGAAUAAGUGUGACAGUGAUUAGUGAAACAGCUGAAUUAGCCAGUGGAGGGUUUGACGAUUUAUCAGGUUUAACAACAGCUCACACCAGAUGACGAUGCGAGGACUCAGAGGAUUUACGGCGGCCUCUGUGUCAGAGGCGUGAUUUGUGAUGGUCUGUCUGUGUGUGUGUUUGCAGCUGUGUGUGUGUCAAACUCAAUGUGUAACAUGUUGCCUUUAACCAAGCUGUUCUGAGGAGGGAAACGUGCCAAUGUCGCUGCGAAUACUGGCAGCCGUUCCAGCCACCAGCCACUGGAUAUCAGAAGAAAGCGCUCGCUUGGUCCUCCUGUUGCCUUAGAAAAAAUGCACAAUAAGAAUGAAUGUUGGUCUUUAGUGAUAUGAGGCUGAUUCUUCUCCCUGAUUCCAGAGCAGGUGGAGCUCAUUCAUUAACAAUAAAAAAAAAAAAGUUAAAUAUGCCAUUUUUCAGGAAGGAUCUUGCAUUGUGUGACUUCAGGAUGGCAUCCUGUUAAAAAAAAAAAGGAAAAAACAGUAAAAUUUUGUAAAAGUUUUUACUUUCCCUGUAAUGACAGAUUCCAUGAGUUUGAUAUUUUGUUGUUUUGUUUCCUAAUUUAUGAAAGAAAGAACUUGUGUAAGUUUCAGAAGGUAUGCUACAGUAAUUAUCAUACAUUACAUCUGUCCGGAAUUCAAACAGAUGCGAAAAGUUUGUUGAUUAAAAAAGAUUUUCCAACAGUCCUCACGUGUUUGGCGCUGACUUUUUAUCAUGUCCGUACAAGACCUAACGAGAUGAAGAUGAAACAUUUCAUACACUUUAUCUUUCAUGAACUUUUAAUUUUGUUUAGCUUUUCCUGUUUAUUAUUGCCUCUAAAAACAUUUGUCAUGGCGUUUCAAGGACAAUGUAUAGUGAGUGGGUGCUGAUGACGAUCAGAAUCUAAACCAUAGACUGUAUAUACAAUGGACAACUUGGUUCCGCCUUACACCAGUAUACAAAUUUGUGAUGACGCUCGGCUCAAACAGCGUAUAGCGGGUGAGCUACACAAUCUUCGUACGCCCAUAGGCUGUAUCAAGUGUCAAUCAUAGAAAACAUGAACCCCCUAAUAACUUUUAAAAAUGGAGCUGUGAGCACAAACCAGUCUUACAAUAACUACAUGUCAACAUCGCAACUAGGGGGGAGAAAAUUUUAUGUUCUUUGUAAUAAAUUUCUAAAGUUUGUCCACAGCUCCAUAAGGAUUGCUGGAGGAGGCGGGAUUUAUGACCUAUACUGCAGCCUGCCGUGGUGCUGUUCUCGGAGUGGCUUCACCCAGCGAGGAGGCAGACGCUGUCCAUUCUAUAUACAGUCGAUGAUCUAAACUAGGUGAGCAGAGUUGCUGACAGAGUGGUGUGGUGCGGUAUAGCAAUAAAUGAAGUUGGUGUAAAGCAGUGCCACAACACAGCAACACAAUGCAGGUCUCCUUUCCCUGAGUCUGCCAUGUUUCUAGUUUCUACCUUGUUUGUAGCGAGAGCUUGGGCGAGUCUAUCGGCUGCAGUGGGGGGGAUGCAGGUCAAGGAAGAACAUUUAUGAUCAUUUCUUUAUUUCCUUGAAGUAAUGAUCACCAUAUUAAACAUUUUGCUCUGCAGAUGCGGUAGUUCUACUGUCUUAGCAUCUCGGUCUGAUUGCAUUUCCAUGAAGAAGUGAUCAUGGGUUGAUGAUGGGCUGGUCGAGGUCUCGCUACAAACAAGCGGCUGCUGGAAGAGAGUAGGUGAGUUGUGUUAAGUCUCUAUGCUAAAGAAAUUAGGCAAAGUUAAAAAGAUGUUUGGUGGCUAGUGCUAUGAUAGGACCCUUUAUGUCCUGUUGAUGAAGUUAGUUGCUGUUCUGAGCGUUAUGUGUGGCUAUAGAGUGGCGUUUUGGUUGAGCUCGUGGCUCUCUGUAUUGCUAUCGUGCGGUCGUUAUUAAAGUCGGUAUAACUAGAGAAGCAAGCGGUCGGCAACAUUCAUCUGUCAACGGGGUGUCCAACUCGGUGUUACGGUGUGUUUGACCCAAACUUAAUUGUAUGCUGCAAUAUCCAUUUAAUGCUAAAAAACACAAGUUUGAAUUCGUCUUAAUCAUCACCUUUAGUUGUCAUUGAGCAAUACAUCAAACAAUAACGAUGCAGAGUCAAUGUUGACCAAACAGACAGGUUAAUAAUAAAGCAAUUUAUUUGCCAAAUAAGAAUGCCUAUACAUUAUAUACAGUACGUAGGACAGUCUGAAUACUACCAGGAAAAUGCUUGGCAAAAACAGAAGUAGAUGGACUUCCAGACUGCAUGGAAAGUGAACGAUCAGAAUUGUUUCUGUAACACGCAAUGAUAUAUCGAGGGAUUCCCGACCCCUCUGGGCAUUAAAUAUACACAUUGCAUUACCUAUAUAAAACAACAAUAAUCUGUACACCAUUGUAUGUAAAAUACGAUUGCACAACCCAACAAGUCCCACAACAUGUCUAUAUUUGAAUUCAAGCAAGGCCUUGCUGCUUAAUCAUGAUAAAAUAACAUAAAAUGAUAAACUCUGUAUUUUGGCAACUCCACUACCACUCGACAGAUGUUUCAUUCUUGAUGCUGCGGAGGAGGAAAAGUUCUCCUGCGUCGUUUUUUUUUUUUUUCCCUUGUAUACCAGUAGACACACGACAGUGGUUAAUACAGCCGCUGAUGUGUUGAAGGUCGGAAGACAGAGUUAUUUACACUGAUGGAUGAACACUUGGAGGUGCAUGGCUUUCUUUACAGUGUGCAUUUGAACAGUGUGCAGGUCCACAAGCAGACCUCGUCACUCGUAUCCAAAGUUUAGUCUGUCUGGAGAAACCAAACCAUCCACAGGUCCUCUCUCCUCUUCGCACUGUAAUACUCUGAGCUCUCCCCUUAAGCUAAAAUUCCACAAUGAGGCCUGCCCCUCCCUCCUCCUGCUGCGGCUCACUCCUGCUCCUCUUCCUCUUGCAGCUCCUCGAUGGCGUCCAUCUGAGUCCUGGAACACACCUCGCUCAUCGGGGCCGAGUCCUCGCCCUCCACCACCAGCUCAUUGGACAUCUCGCUGUUUUUCUGCAGCAACAAAAGAAAUUGAAAAACACGAUCUUUAAAAGAACCACCACUGCUUAAACGACAGCUGAGAUUGUUGUUGUUUUCUGACCCCUGACAAAUGUGAGUGUUCUGUGGAAGUAUUUACUGUAGGAGCUUGGCAAACCAGAAAAUCUCUCUUGAUUAUGUUUCUGGUGAUUAGCACUCACUCAUAGCAGAUUAGAAAGAUUUGGCUCAGUUUACAGCGGAUCUGCCAAUAGGAAGUUAAUAGAGACAUUAAGGUGCAGAUUGAGGGGGACGCUGUUUCUCGUUUGGCUCUCACGAGAAAAAAGUUUUCAGAACAUGUAUUCAGGUACUUUUUUAUGUCGAGGGAAGUUAGAGGAGAAUUCGUUUGAGGAAUACAAAUAUGCAACCACAAUGAGGAAGCAAUCAUCUUGGCACAAAGUUGAGAGGAAGUGUAAGAAGCUUGCUGUGCUUGGCCAAACGAGAACAAAAUCGGCCUUCCGGCGCCUCCAGAGCUCAAUAAUUAACACCUUAUUUAUAGUUUGUUUAAUCUGUACCAAAGUAAUCUUUACACAACUUUCUUUGGUUUAACAACAGUUUAUAUACCCAAACAAAGUCACCUCUGCUUCAGAGCAUCGAGAAACCUCAAAAUUACUCUGGAAAAGAUAGAAAUAAAACAGUUCAGGACGUUAAAGCUCAGCCUUUGGAUUUCCAAAUCAGGUGUUAAAGAAAGAUUUGUGUCAAUUUGUACUAAAUUACCCUGAUUACUGUAUGUACUUCAGUAAAGUUUGGAGAGAGAUGACAAAACACUGAAAUUGUUACAUAACAGAGUAUAAAAGUCUAAAGGUAAAGAUGGCAAGAAGUUCAACACUCUGUGAGAAACUGCGAGAGCAAGUAGUUCCAUUUUUGAUUAAUAUCCUGAGGCAUAAAACUGUAAAGAGUUUUAAAAUGUCACCAUCUUCAGGACAUAAUUUCUUUAAAAAAUUCAGGAAAAUUGUUGAAGAAGCCUCAGUAUAAAAGCGACAGGCCAAAAAAAGCAAAUAUAAAUCUGACAAAUCAAAUCUUGACAUUCUUAUUAGUAACCAUGGAGACCAUGGCAUCAGCUCUAAGGAAACAAGGUACAUCCACAAACAGACAGUUUCUAACAGGAGCCCUUUAAUUCACCUUUUUUUAAUUCACACACUCAGAGUGUAAUUAUAGAUUUGUGUUUUUGCCAUUUUUCAUUCAUGUGUUCAUAAUAGGUUCUCAUUAACUGCAUUUGUAUCAAACAGGGCAGCAGUAAUAAUAAGGGACACACCUGCUUCACAUGCAGCAGCUGUGGUUUGAAAUAAAUCACUGAAUAAGGCGUGUGCUCUGAUAGAGGCAAUGACCUCAACCCAGGUGUUCUCACCUGUUGUCGAUAAACAUAGCACGCUGCUAUGGCAACCAUUGUCGACUCCCCUAUGAAGCCGGCCAGCAGGGAUCCCACCCCGAGUGUGGCCCCAUGAACCCUGAAAUAUCAAAGCAUUGUGUUCAAUUUUCAGCUGUAGUUAUUGUUUACAGGAGCAGAGGGUUGAAUCCCUUUUGAUAUUAUUUUGUGGACUUGUAAAUAAAAACAAUAAUAAACAUACAUUAAGCAGAAUAUCACACGCUACUGUAUGAAGGUAACACUGAAAAGCCUGAGUCACAGUGCUGACCUUUGUGACCUUGGUGCUGUUCUCUGAAGUGUUGACUUACCCCAUAUAAGGCAACACAACUAGACUGGUGAUGAGGACAAUGAUGCGGAGAACUGAGCUGGGGGCCAGCACAAAGGUCUUUUUCAGGGUCAUGAGCCAUCCAGUCAAAUGAGCCCGAACAGUCACUGCAGACACACACACAUACAGUACACACACACACACACACACAGAGUAAGUGGAGACAUCACCCCACUGUUGCAGCUACGCCCCGAUUAAAGCCGCAGCAGGAAGGAAAAUCCAGCUGGACGAUGAUGCUUUCAAGAGAAAAACAUCAAUGGAGUGUCUUACCUGGCAGAGGAAAAAAGGAGAAAAUCCGGAGCGGGACCACACACAGCUCGGCGAAAGCGUACUCCACUCCGAUGACAUCAACCAGGAUUUUCUCUGAUACGUGAGGAGUCCAAAACACCACAAAGCAAAGCUGGACACAAAACGGACAAAAGAGAAUUAAUUGUUUGCGUCCGCAGCGCCACAAAAGGGUCGCCCGGUUGCCUCAUUAGAUUUCAUCAGUUCAUUAACUCAAGGGGUUUCACAUUCAACGCGAGCCUUUGAAGCCCACAUGAAACACAUGACGGACAAUGCUAUUGUUUCUAGAAAGAGUGCUGCUGAGGCACGUGCACCACUACCAAAGCACCUAAAGGUGUAACUGUAUAAUAACCAAUUCAGAGAGUUUUAAAAAUGAAUAUGAAUAAUUCAGUUCAUUUGUUUAAAACUGUGUAAAGAUGGUUUCUCUGCAAGUCCAUGAACUUAGAUAAAGCCCCAGGGGGUCUCGAGAUCCAUAAAAGGUGUUUUUCUGCUCACACUCUGACUCACUCUGACUGCCUCAGUCUUGCUUAAUCUGGUGUUGUCUCAGCUGUGAGCAGAAAAUAAACUCUAUCAGCUGUGUUGUAUCUGGCUCUUAGUGCUGAGUAUUUUUAUGAAUGGAAAUGCUGUGGUGCCCAGCCCACCUUCUGUCAAGACCUCACCCAUCAAAAGUCUUGUGGUCUACCUGUAGAUAUUCAUGUAGAUAAGCCAUCCUACCAUCAAUAGCAUGUUCCCUCUUCUACCAACAUAAUCAAGUUAUCGCCUUUCCGACAAAAAGUGCUUCCUUAAACUCAUCACUUAAGUUGGUAUAACUAGAGAAGCAAGCGGUCGGCAACAUUCAUCUCUCGAGGGGGUCUCUAACUCUGUGUUGCUAAGGUUGCUGCUGAGAAACUGGGGCAUCUUAAAUAAAUACCCACGAACUUUGACAAGGCUCUGUCAUUCAGUUUUUUGCUGUCAUCAGAAACAUCAGUGCUGAUUUUAGUAGCUACUCGACUCCUUGCACAAGCACUAGACCUAACCACAUCUAGAUUACGAUCUGUAAUCUUGUAUACCAUAUCUGAACCAGGCAUCUUGACUGCACUACAAUGGCUAAGCCAUUAGUUCAUGGCAGGGUUCGAGGUUCACAGGGAUCAGUCAUGUGGAAUGGUAAGGAAAUCAGUUCAUCCUCAACUUCCCUCCCAGCGGGAUACCACAAAGAUCUGUACUCUGUCCCCUUGUUUUCCUUCAUGGUUACCUCUGUUGAUGGUCUGACUCUUCAGUCCGAUGGCUUUCUUAUCUGCUGUCAUGCUGCCGAUACCUAGUUUUACCUGUUUUUCACCUGACAACCCUACUAUCUCAGUGAAGUGUCAUUCUGCCUCACGAGGGGGGUUGGGCGCAACUUUCAAGUGCUCAAGACUCAAAUUCUAGAGAUCCAAGUCAGUGUUUACAGUCCAGUGAAACAUUAGUAUCCAGAUCUGUUUCUGACUGCAAGAAAUCUUGGCAUCUUGAUUGAUAACCAACGAACUAUAAUUAAGCGUGUUCUGGUCGCUGUCUUUCAGCUUUUUCCUAUACAACAUCAGGCCUGAUUUGAGUGUCUGCUCAGGUACCGUGCAUCUGUUCUCUAAGCUCUUGUUUUGACCUUCCAACAACAUGACAGUCAAAUUUCUGCAAGUGUUUUAAAUGUGGCAGCACAUCUACUCGUCAGCCAGCCAAGAGCAGCAGAGUCUCUCAUGAUUCCAGCACCCAUCCUCUGAGGCUGAUUUGUUGGGACAAAUACUUCCUCCAGAUGAAAACAUGUAAAAAAUGUAUGACGCUCGUUAUGAGUCAUACUUUAUGUCUGAAGAAAAUAAGCAAAAGUUUGACACAAAAAUACUACUAUCUCCGGAGAGUGAAACAAACUUUAACCGCCCAGAGCGAUGUCAUAAACAUUUAACAAUCUUGCUCUUCUUAAAGACUCACAUAUGUUGAAGGAAAUGGAGAUUGGCUGGGAAGUCUUUGAUGUGGUUUUGUGGUUUCUGAUCCCUUUAACCAGGAUAUAAAAACAGAUUACAUGGAACUGAUGAUUUCAUUUUGUAUCACCUGACCGUCUAUGUUUGUUUAGCAGGAUAAGGCGCAUAAUAACUAAUAUGUGUGGCCAGAGGUAAACCGCCGUCUCCCCUGACUCAGCUGAGGUUUUUCUAAACUAGGUGACACAUGCACACUCACUGCUUUGACAUCCAGGUUGUUUUUAAAAAGUGACAUUUCCUCCCCCUAGAACACUGCUAAGCUCCUUUCUCAGGAGGACUACUUUCUACUUUCUCUGCUGUUUUGCAUUUGGUUGCGUUUCCUUCAUGUGUCAUCAGAACAAGUCCUGGCAUGAGGUCUGUCAACUUGUGUUUUCAACACCUCUACGGGCCGUACCUAUCUGCCUGUUGUGCUGAGCUGAGCACACACCCUCAUGUACAUGUUUACAGCCCUGGGAUCCACAUCUGGUGCGCCAGCCUCCUCCCCCUCCUUCUUUUCCCAUUAGAACUAACCAUGGCCACAAACUUCCUGUUUUUCUUAUUCAGGCUGCUAAGAUAACUAACUUAGGCAAACAGCCUCUUUUACAAAACACGCUUAAUUUUGCCUAUUGUUCGAGAAAGUGCGAGGAAAAUCUGAUCAUAAAGACUGGAUUGUCUUUUUCUGGACUAUUAUCCAAAUAUUUUGCUGAAAAACAAAACUCCCUUUGCAGAAGUGUACAUAAUGUGACUGCAGCGCUCAUUACUUAGCAGAAAGUACACCUGCAUGGGGCUUUAGGAAUGUGUUAACUGAUAUGUUUUAUGUGAAUGCCUGUUUUAUUAAGCUCUUAAAGCAUGGGUGGGAGUGUUGGGAGGGGGACACACAAAAGCCCCUCUGCCCCUUCACAAAUUCCAUCCUAAUGUGUCUCCUUCUCUCUGCAACCUGAAACCACAACAGGAUGGCAGAGGAAAAGUACAUUCAGUAUGCCUGUAGCAAAGCUGUGACUCCCCAUCAGCUCCAGCGUGAAGACUUUGUUUUAUGGCUCUUUAAUUCUACCUUCAUCCCUGACAAAACAACCCGCUUUGGUGAUUGAGUGAGAAAAGACUGAUAGCAGCGCCUUUGGCAUACCAUGCAAAAAACUAUGUUAAACAUGUUUCCGCAUAACACUUGGCUGGUUGUGACAGUGAUGGAGUUCAACUCUGACCGACAUACAGUAUCGCCUGAUCUGCAUAACAACAGGAUUUGAAAAAGCCAGGCACUGACUAGGUGUGUGUUUCUGUACAUAUAGAUGUGUGUGUUUAUCUUUGGCUACUGCUUUAAAACGGCUGUUAACUGAGGGAGAGGUCACGCUUCGCUGAAGGACAGCACAGACUGUAAACUAAUACUCUUUAACUGUAGGAGACCCUGUCAUGGAACUCAAUACUAGCUGUAUCAACCACUGAGCAGGGUCCAUGUAUUUAAAUGACCCUUUGACUUAAUGAGAGCAAUGUCUGAAAUGAACAGGCUACAGACCUAUUUAUAGUGUCCAUGUGCACUUUACUAACAUUGGGAUGAUUGGGAUCUCUCUCUCUCUCUCUCUCUCUCUCUCUCUCUCUCCCUGGAUAUUUUUACUGUAUUUUGUUUGCCAGAUUGAGUUUCUGCUUUUUAACCCUUUGAAUUUACGACAUAUAUUGAUUAUACAAUUUUUAUUGUGAUUUUAUUUAUUGUGAAGACUAGCUGAUUGCUAUGGCUUCAGCUAAUGGGUAUCCUUAACAAACAAAUAAACAAAUAAACUCACAGACGUACGGCAGGGUACAAUAGUUUGUUAAGCUUCAAAAGAGGGUUACAACUGAUACCUAAACAAACUCACAUUUACAAACAGAAAACGACGUCUAGAUCUAUGAGAUAUUACUAAGCAGAUAGAAGAAAUCAGAAAGUGGACACAUGCUCACUGCCCAGUUAUAAUAAUUCAAACUUUCACUCAUUACUUAUAUCUCCUUAUUGAGUCCUGAUUGUCUUUCCGCUUUGAUUUAGUCUGGGCUUGUAACCAACCUUUCUAAGCUGGUUCAGAAUUUCAGCAGUCAUUAUUCGGGAUCAAACUCGGCUGAACUGAGGUUGGAUUCUGUCAACAUGUUUAAUAAAUUGCAGCUGCAGACGCUAACAGUGUUUUAGAGUCAAGUGUUUCUCUGUCAACUGAUGACUUUUAGCCAAAUUGACGCAGACAUCCAGUUUUUUCAUGUGGCACAUUCACUGACUUUACUUUGACACAACGAUUGUUUGUCAUGUUUUCGUUUGGGUGUUUUCUCUGACUUUCUCUGAAGUUACUUUAUUUUCUGCACUUAAAAACUUUGAUUUUAAUUCAAAGUACACUACUUCAAGUAGAUUAUAACUUAUGUAACAGAGUUUAUAAAGCGAAAAGAACGGUUAGAGUAUAAAUGAUUGUAUUUUGGGUGGGGAUGUUUUGCUGAGUGUAGCAAAACAGGAUAUGUCUUUCCAAAAAACACAAGAUAGGAACACACCUGAAAACACCUGGAAUAGUUUUCCACAGCCAAUGAUGAAUUACUUGAGUUGUAUCAAAACUGGAAAGAAUCCUUACAUUUUGAUUUUCUCAUUGAUUUCAUGGUAACAUGACUCAUCCAAACCUGUUAAUCCUCAAAUUUGCAGAUUGUAAAUCAAUAGAUAAUCAUCUGUCAGUCUGUUUAUCCAAAUUCAAGCCAGACGUUCAGGAUUGUUUUCACAGAGACAACAAAAACAACUGCCAACCACACCUUUUUUUUCCCUGCUGUAAUUAAAGGUUGCUUCACCCCCGUGGCUGAGCCUGACUCUGCCUAUUGCAUAAUUUUGAAACUGCAGCACGGUUUGGCAGAGGGUAGGGGAAGAGGGGCACAAUGCGGAGGCUCAGUGACAUGAAUAAGAGGGCUUUAGCUUUAAUUUUGUUUUUCUAAUCUGACUGCUUUCACAGGUCAGCGCAGGCAUUUCACAGUUUAAGAGCUAAUUAAAAAAGUCGCUUAUUUUAACUCAUCAUGAGCUGGGGGAAAGUUGACGGUGUGAAGUACCCCUUCAAUGACAUCUCCUGAGAGGCUGUAACCAUUUACUACAAGACUCAAAUAUGCAUGAUCAUCUUACCGUGAGGGAUAGAGCCAGACAGCAGAAUGUAAACUUUUUAAUAUGCGCCUUGUUGACAGGAGUGCCAGCGUUCAGCUUGUUGCUGGGAUUGUUCUGUUGGUAAGGAGAGAAAAUUAGCUGCCAGACAAAACGAAGAUACAAUAAAUUUUAACCACCCUCUUGCAGGGGGGGGAAGUCAUUACCUUGUCAAAAGCAGGGUACACUGCUCUGAGCUCUGUUAACCAGCCGUACGGCAUGUGACCCACAGGGUAUGUGGCUGUGAGGACUGCCACGGCCUGGAAUGACAAAGACACAGACGCUGUAAGUCACCAGCACACAGCGAAUUUCACGUUGAAAAUACCACUCUGAGAAUACACAGCUAAAUUCAUGACUGGCAUCUCACAAUAGCAGAGAUGAAAGCAACACCUCUCUCUCUGUUUCUCUUCCCACCAGUGAGUGUUUUGGUUUUGGUUCACAAGUUUAUAUUAGGAUAACAGCCUCGAGGUUGUUAUUGUGUCCAAAACAACAACUGCCAGUGUGCAGCUUUACGCAGGAACAGUGGGGACAUGUGCAAAUGUUUUCACUCGCUGUGAUCACGCCCUGAACUCCAUAUGAACGCUGUGAAUCACCCAAACCACUGUUAGCCAGUGUUGUCAAUGAAGUCCAGUUCAUUCUGGUAAACAGCUUUGUAUUGUCUCUAGUAGUGAGGGUCUGUGCACGCCAGAACGCUCCAGAGGGGAGUUUGCGAGCGUCUAACGGCUCAUCUGCAGUAACUUGAGGGGAAAUAAGUGAAGGAAAACACAGAGCUGUAAAGUCCCGCUGAACGACAUCACAUAUCGAAAAAAAGUCUGUAAUUAAGUCAUUUGCGGCUACUUUUGUAGAACCUCAUGAACAUUUAUAAUAACAGAACUUGAUUCCUCUCGGUCACGUGUACAGAAGCCAAAAGCAGCCGUGCAAGCGGUUGUUUUAUGAUGCUUGGAGAUGUAUGGAGACCACAUGUUAACAAGCUCUAUCAUAUAAAAAAAAACAAGGAAGUCAACCUUUAACCAAGAGAAAUUAAAGAUAGUUGUUACUUGUAAUGUUUAUCAGGGAUCAGGAGUACUAUUGAGGAAUUUACUGAGUCCUUAGAGAAUAAGAAACUCUGUGCAGCACUUCUACUGACUUGUUAUUAAACAGAGAUCAUGUUGUAUUUGCUGGUUUGACCUUUAUUUAUCAAUCAGAUCUCAAUGUGUGCAGGCAGAGGGUAUCACCUCUGGACCUCUUGAAAUAAUAAAUGGUGUGCCUCAGAGCUCUGUUUUAGGGCCUCUGUUGUUUACAGUUUAUAUCAACCGUGUUAGUCAAAGUGUCUCUGAAGCAAAUUUAAAUUUGUAUGCAGAUGAUGCUGUUAUUUAUUGCUCUGCUCCAACACAGUAUCAGGCUCUAAUUGACACCUUCGAUACUGUGAAAGACACCUUUCAUGAGUCUAAACACGGGACUUUUCCAAACUCAAAGACAGAGUCAUUCAACCUACCAUCUAUUACUAUGUCUCCAUGUGAAAUUAUUGAGUCUGUAUCUUCUUACAGAUACUAGAAUUCAUAAUUGGUGAUUAUCUGUCUUUUAAACUUUACAUUCAGCAACUUGUUAAGAAGUUGAAGCUGCCGCUGGGCGUCUCUAAGCCUUUACUCCCUGGAUACUGUUUAUCACGGAGCUCUGAGGUUCAUCACAAAUCUUCAGCCUCAAACUGCGAUUCUUCACUUGCUCCCCUUGUGAUGUAUGUGAUGUAAUUAAUAUGAAAAAUGUCUGAAGCCAUAGUCUUCACUAUGUGACCCAGACACAGGACUUAUUUUUGCUUUCUGUCCCCAGAGUGUGUCUUGAAAUAAGUCAAAGGAGUUUUAGGUAUGCUGCUCCAAUGGUUUGGAAUUUGCUGCAGGGGAAUAUGGAUCUGAAGGAGCUGGUCUGUUUUGAAAGCAGACUGCAUACACUGGAGGAAGAUGCACCAGGCUGUAGAUGAUUUUGAAUAUGUGAUGAAAUAUAUGUUAUCGACUUUUUUAAAAUUCCGUGUUGUACGUUUUUAACUUUGUUGGAACGUGCUGCUGCUGUCUAAACCAGGACACUCUUGUACAAGAGAUUUUUAACUCUAAUGAGGGUUUCCUGGCCAGUAAAUAAUAAAAUAUGAAAAAGCAAAAUAAAAAACAUCCAGACAGCUGUAACACUGUCACAUCAGGGAUGACCAAAUAUUGAUCAAUGCACAAGCCUUCAGGAUGACUCUGACUUUCAGGUGUUAGGUGUGGUUUCUCCAUUUGCAAUUAAAAUACAAGUAAGCCUUCAAAAAAAGUACAAUUCCUUCAGGGGGGUUUUUAGACAUGUGACCAGUUGCUCAUAGCCACACGAGGCAGGUUUUGACGUCCUCGUUGAGAAUAAAUGGCUUUUUUUUUCUCUUCUUUUGGCUUGCUCAUCCUUUUAACUUCCAGUUAUGAAACUGUGUCAAAGUUGACUCUCGUCACAGUUCAGUUUUAAAUCUGCCCUUGAGUCAUGACGCAACAGCUGAAUUUAGAUGUGAUCAACUGAUCCAGACAAACAUUUCCAAGUGGGAAAAAAGGUGAUUAUUCACAUGAUAAACCUUCUUGGAAAAUCGUUUUUUUUUGUUGUCAAAAUAACCCCUAACUGUAUGUUUAUCAGUCAUUUCAUAACAGGCCAAUAAAAGCUUAGUUGUCUCAUAAAAAACGUGUGACCUCAACAUAAAGCCAUUAAAUACUAUCUUUACGCAGGGCAGUUCAUGGCUUCUGUACACGACAAGAAAUUCCUUGCUGAACAGCUGAGACACAUUCAGUGAUUUAAAUUGCAGAUGCACCCACCUCAGUAGCAUCAGAGGUCCCUUUGAGGUCGCGGGAAACAAAGAGGUUGACGAUGGGUCGGCUGAUGCGCUGAGUGGCUAGGAUGAGUGCCAGGGGCCACCAAAAACUCAGCAUCUUUUUGAUCGUGGCGUCUCCCUGCAGGGAUGCAAGUAUUUCAACAAACUCCAUUCUUUUUUUUGCAGAAAUCUCCCUUCAUCAACUCAACUCAAUGGAAGGAAAAAAGGCCAAACUUACUCCCACAUCAAGCCCACUGGAGUCUGGGAUGCUAUCGUGGAUAUUACAGUAGUAACCCAGACCGACUAUGCUGAAACGGACCAAGGCACCCAUGUACAAGGAGAGGAUUGGGAUGAGUAACGGCUCCACACAUUCCAGGUUACUGUUGAGCAGAAUGGCCACAAACACAAUCUGCAGGGAAAGAAAUGCAAGAAUAAACACCAAAGCCUCCGGAAAGAAUGCAGCCACGGUCUGCAUUACAGCAACACUGAAGAAUGGUUUAAAUUACCUGUGCCACAACAUCAGAGAUGGAGGCUGAGCCCACUAUGACGCUGUAUUUGUGCUUGAGAAGUAUCCCUGCAUGGAUCCACGCCUUCAAACAGAACAAUGAACAGAGAUGUUACCCGUAGACAAAAGCUCUAUUUUUGCCGUUUUCUCAACCGCAGCUGGAUGACAGGCUACACUAAGCAGGGAAUGCACUUUCACUGGCAUGGUUAGAGGAUUUUAAAUGUGCCUUUUCUAGGUCAGGUGUGUUUAAAUCCACACUCGCAUGCAAAACGUGUCAUGUAGAAUAAUCCUUAUGUACUGUAAACUCACCAUGGCAUCCAAUACGGGGAAUGCAGCCAGGUAUAAGAAAGCUUUCCUAGUCUUCUGCCCCACAGAUUCAUCCACAUGGUGGAGCUUAUUAAUGAUGUAGUAUCCUAAAUCUGUAUAAGCUGUAAAAAACACAAUUGAGUUGAUCAUUUUCAUCAUUUUUAAUCAUCAUGUGCAGCAGAAAGAAAGAAAGCUGCCAGAUGGUGCGAGAAAAAUUGAAACUUUAGUUUGUGGCAAAACCAAAACAUCUUUUUACAGCAUAUGGUUUAAGCACAGCGUGUCAUCACGCGUGCACAAACAAACCCUUAAAACACACCUAUCAGGAUGUGAAGCACGAACGCAAUGGCCCCAGCCGUCGCCAUGCAGAACACCGCCUUCCUCCGGUCCCUCUUGCUAUUGACAAACACCAAGCCGACAUUUUUGAAGUCGCUCAUAGGCCCGGUGAAGAACUUCAUCAGGGAGUAGGCCAGACCGUAGCUGGCCAGCAUUUCAACCGCAUCCUCCUUGACUGUGGCUAUGCCCCUGUUGAGGGCCUGGAAAAUAUACCGUGGAGAGGGUGAGGUGUCAGGGGAACGGGACACACAUGAAAGGGGAAGAGGAGUUCAGUAUGGCAGCGUGACAAGCUCACAUGUCUGUGACGAGCCUAACUUUAUCUCUGACCAGAUGGCAAGUGCUACUCCACACGGGUCUAAAUCAAAAUUAAAGAUACAGAUUUGCUUUAUAUGCACAAUAAAAACCAGACCUUUGACUACCGA
Molecule: messenger RNA, 30666 nt
Organism: Xyrichtys novacula (pearly razorfish)
Lineage: Eukaryota; Metazoa; Chordata; Actinopteri; Labriformes; Labridae
Source: the annotation of a GenBank genome assembly